Molecule: messenger RNA, 2121 nt
Organism: Branchiostoma belcheri (Belcher's lancelet)
Lineage: Eukaryota; Metazoa; Chordata; Leptocardii; Amphioxiformes; Branchiostomatidae
Exons: 3
Coding region: 1-2091 (696 amino acids)
Biological process (GO): regulation of apoptotic process; protein polyubiquitination; negative regulation of translation
Molecular function (GO): ubiquitin protein ligase activity; protein binding; translation repressor activity
Source: RefSeq, a predicted model, not a curated record
AUGGCUGAGCCAAUCCAACAGACCGUGACGGAUUCUGACAGGCGACAUUUUGACUUCAUUGACACCUUGCGGAAGAUAUCGGACGGCCUAUCGAAGAGGGAGACCGCCAUCCUGAAACUCUACUGCACCCAUAUCAUCCCCAGGGGUAAACUGGAAAAGAUGAAGCGCCCCAUCGAUGUCUUUGACCACCUUCGAAAACUUGACAAACUAAAUCCGGAGAACUUAGACUUCCUUGAUGAGCUGUUGCGUCGGAUUCCCCGACCAGACCUGGUAAGAGAAGUCCUGCGACCGUUCCAGCCGGUUGACAGAGUGCUUCCGGAGAGUCAGGAACUUUUGCCUGGGACCAGCACGGAGGAAGGGUCCGUCGUACAGCUCACCAUUCAUGGUCACACCCGUAUGGUAGAAGAAACAAAGGAUAGAUACAAAAACAACCUUGCACGUAUUGGCCAAACAAAAAAGUCAAAUAUCAAGUUCGUGGGCUACAAGAAACACGGCAGCAUUUUGGUACAAUUUGUUGUGCCACAAGAGACGACAGAUUUGCUCCGGAUAACAGCGCGAAAUUCGGACCCACGGCUUGUGUUUAUGGGCGUGACGUCACUACAGAUAGGCAGAGAAGCCGCGGUAGAGGUGUCUGAAGAAGCAAUGUUUCAUGACAUUCAGAGUGAGUUUGCGCUGACAGACCGCAUGCCACAAGACGACAUACAAGUUGGCUGCAGGGUUAGACCACCGCGAAAGGCCAUUCCAAAGUGCUGGUCCUCCCUAUCAGCUCUGAACCUGUUCUCGGAUGCUUUACCCCUCCAUCUGCAGAUAGCCGAGAGUCUGGAGUACCAGGGCUUCUCCUAUUGCCUGGUCCAAGCUCUGGUGCAGAAAGAUCAGGUGAGAGAAAGCCAGAUGAGGCAAGUCGUCAAGACACUGGAAGUGGAUGAGCACACAAUGAUGACAAUGCGGUCAAAGCUCGCCAUUGCCGACAACAGGGCUAAGACUCUGGAAGAGGAAAACGAAAGUCUUAAAAGACUGCUGGAACAAGCACAAGAAGAGAAGAUGAAAGCCGAAGAGGCUGCCACAGCAGCAUUGAUGGAGUACACUGAAGAAAAGUACACAGGAGAAAAGCCAGCAGCAGAUUCUGAGAAGAAGAAGCAUGAGGCGUCCGCAAGGGACACCGACUCACCCGAAGAAAGUGAACCGAAGGCGGAAGCUGGUGUUCCUACUGGUGAGGAACCAAUCGCGUUUGGUGGUCAAGGGUCGGAGCCAGGAAAGUUUGCUGCGCCACGUGGAGUCAUAGUUUCGCCCGAUAAUCAGAUUUUCAUCGCUGACAUGAAGAAUAACCGAGUUCAAGCUCACGACAUCCGGGGUGCCCACCUCCUGCAGUUCCCGACAGUUGUGUCAAGCGGCGGUACCAUACGUCCGCAAGACAUAGCAAUGGACAACAGUGGACACCUAUGGGUAGUAGGGCGCGAUAAAAGUGCUGAUUUCCUUGUUCAGUAUACAAGAGAAGGCCAGGUACUGCAGGAAGUACCUCUGCGGGACAUCGGCUAUCGGUACCGCGGUGUUGCAGUUAACAGGCGGAACGACGAAGUUCUCGUGGCCGAGUCGGACACGCAACGCGCCGAGAUACUGGUGUUCCGACCAGACGGUUCGCUUGCACGGCGGUUUGGGCAUCAGGGAGUUUUGGGCAGGGCUGUCCGACGGCUGACCGCAGCUGCAGGGAUUCCCGUUGAAGCGAGAAUGGAGGACCCCGGGUUCAUCACCGUGAAUGAAGAACAGAACAUAAUCAUAUCCGACUGGGAUGCUGCGUCUAUCUUCGUGUACGACCAAACCGGACGUUUGCUGUUAAGAUUCGGAGGUCUGGGGAGCAGCGAAGGUCAGCUGAGGUGGCCUUGUGGCAUCUGCACGGACUCUUCUGGGAAUAUCAUCGUAGCCGAUUUCGGCAACGGGCGGCUGGAGCAGUUCACAAGCCGCGGGGAACACCUCCGCCACAUAGACAUCGCCACACGAUACGGUAGUCCGGACGGCGUUGCCAUGGGACCCAUGGGGCACCUUGUGGUCACGUACGUCGAGAAGAACACCGUGGCUGUUUUCACAGAAUACUGAUCAGAAGGAGUCAGGAUGUAAUCCUGAAAA